CCGCCGUGGACGUUCCCGUCGCGGUCGGACGGACGCCCCAGCGCCGCGGGCUCGGGUCACCAGGGCACUCAGGUGGCAUCAAGAUGCUCAGAGGCCUCUGCCCCGCCCUCCUGCUCUGGGGGCUCCUGGGGGUCCUCCAUGCCCAGCAGCAGGAGGUCAUCGCACCCGGAACCUCAGACAGAAGCAACAACUGCCCAGAGAAGGCGCACUGCCCGGUGUACGUGUACUUCGUGCUGGACACAUCAGAGAGUGUGGCCAUGCAGCCACCCACGGACCGGCUGCUGCAGCACAUGCAGGACUUUGUGGUGGAGCUGACCAGCCAGCUGCAGGACCAGCUAUACCUGGACCAGGUGGUGCUGAGCUGGCGGCUGGGCGGGCUGCACUUCUCGGACGUGGUGCAGGAGUUCAGCCCGCCCGACAGUGACCGGGCCUCCUUCCUGGGCAGGCUGCGCAGUAUCGUGUCCAUCCGGCGGGGCACCUUCACCGACUGCGCCAUCGCCAACAUGACGCGCCAGGUGCGGCCCUUCCUGGGCAAGGGCGCCGUGGCCUAUGCCGUGGUCAUCACCGAUGGCCACGUCACUGGCAGCCCGUGCGGCGGCCUCAAGCUACAGGCCGAGCGCGCCCGCGAUGAGGGCAUUCGGCUGUUCGCCGUGUCCCCCAGCCAGCGGCUGCACGAACAGGGCCUGCGGGACCUGGCCAGCGUCCCCCACGAGCUCUAUCGCAACGGCUACGUCACCAUCCGGCCCGACUCCGAGAUGGACCAGGACACCAUCAACCGCAUCAUCCGGGUCAUGAAACACGAAGCCUACGGGGAGUGCUACAAAGUGAGCUGUCUGGAGAUCAGGGGUGCGCCCGGCCCUAAGGGGUACCGUGGACAGAAGGGUGCCAAGGGCAACAUGGGCGAGCCGGGCGAGCCUGGACAGAAGGGACGACAGGGAGACCCAGGCAUCGAGGGUCCCAUCGGAUUCCCUGGACCCAAGGGGGUUCCCGGUCUCAAAGGAGAGAAGGGUGAAUUCGGAGCUGACGGACGGAAGGGCGCCUCUGGCCUGGCCGGCAAAAACGGGACUGACGGACAGAAGGGCAAGCUGGGGCGCAUUGGACCUCCUGGAUGCAAGGGGGAUCCCGGGAGCCGGGGCCCUGAUGGCUACCCUGGAGAAGCGGGCAGCCCUGGGGAGCAGGGAGACCAAGGCGCCAAGGGUGACGCCGGCCGGCCUGGACGCAGAGGCCCUCCGGGAGAGAGUGGGGCCAAAGGAAGCAAGGGUUACCAAGGCAACAGCGGAGCCCCAGGCAGCCCCGGCGUGAAAGGAGCCAAGGGCGGCCCUGGGCCCCGAGGACCCCGCGGAGAGCCUGGCCGAAGAGGAGACCCCGGGGCCAAGGGCGGCCCAGGCAGUGAUGGGACCAAGGGGGAAAAGGGGGACCCUGGGCCUGAGGGAGCCCGGGGCCUGGCCGGAGAGGUGGGCAACAAAGGAUCCAAGGGGGACCGAGGCCUGCCUGGACCUAGAGGACCCCAAGGUGCCCUAGGGGAACCCGGGAAGCAGGGGUCUCGAGGAGACCCUGGGGAUGCUGGUCCCCGUGGAGAGUCAGGACCACCUGGCCCCAAGGGAGACCCUGGAAGACCUGGAUUCAGCUACCCUGGACCUCGAGGAGAGCCUGGUGACAAAGGCGAGCCCGGCCCCCGAGGCCCCGAGGGCGGCAGAGGCGACUUCGGACUGAAAGGAGAGAGCGGGAGGAAAGGCGAGAAGGGCGAGCCUGCGGAUCCUGGACCCCCUGGAGAGCCUGGCCCCCGAGGCCCGAGAGGACCCCCAGGACCUGAGGGAGAACCUGGACCCCCCGGAGACCCCGGUCUCACAGAGUGUGACGUCAUGACGUACGUGCGGGAGACGUGCGGCUGCUGUGACUGCGAGAAGCGCUGCGGGGCCCUGGACGUGGUGUUCGUCAUCGACAGCUCCGAGAGCAUCGGCUACACCAACUUCACCCUGGAGAAGAACUUCGUCAUCAACGUGGUCAACAGGCUGGGUGCCAUCGCCAAGGACCCCAAGUCCAAGACUGGCACCCGCGUGGGCGUGGUCCAGUACAGCCACGAGGGCACUUUCGAGGCCAUCCAGCUGGACGACCCGCGCAUUGACUCGCUGUCCAGCUUCAAGGAGGCCGUGCGCAGCCUCGAGUGGAUCGCGGGUGGCACGUGGACGCCGUCGGCGCUCAAGUUCGCCUACGACCGGCUCAUCAAGGAGAGCCGCCGCCAGGGCACGCGCGUAUUCGCCGUGGUCAUCACCGACGGCCGGCACGACCCGCGCGACGACGACCUGCACCUGCAGGCGCUGUGCAACCGCGACGUGACCGUCACGGCCAUUGGUAUUGGCGACAUGUUCCACGAGAAGCACGAGAGCGAGAGCCUGUCGUCCAUCGCCUGCAACAAGCCGCAGCAGGUGCGCAACAUGACGCUCUUCUCCGACCUGGUGGCUGAGCGCUUCAUCGACGACAUGGAGGACGUGCUGUGCCCAGACCCCCAGAUCGUGUGCCCAGACCUCCCCUGCCAAGCAGAGCUGUAUGUGGCCCAGUGCACGCAGCGGCCAGUGGACAUCGUCUUCCUGCUGGACGGCUCCGAGAGGCUGGGCGAGCAGAACUUCCGCAAGGCACUGCGCCUGGUGGAGGCCACGUCGCGGCGGUUGACACUGGCCCGCGGGGAUGACGACCCUCUGAAUGCGCGCCUGGCACUGCUGCAGUUCGGGGCGGCGGGCGAGCAGCAGGUGGUCUUCCCACUGACGUCCAACCUGGCGCAGGUGCAGGAGGCACUGGACAACGCACGCUACCUGGACUCGGCAUCGCACGUGGGCGCAGGCAUCGUGCAUGCCGUCAACCACGUGGCGCAGCGUGGGCAGGGGGGUGCCCGGCGCCAUGCAGAGCUGGCCUUCGUCUUCAUCACCGACGGUGUCACGGGCAACCUCAGCCUGAACGAGGCACUGCACUCUAUGCGCAAGGAGAAUGUGGUGCCCACGGUGGUGGCCGUGGGCGCGGACGUGGACACCGAGGUGCUGACCAAGCUGAGCCUGGGCGAUGCGGCUGCCGUCUUCCGCGAGAAGGACUAUGACAGCCUGGUGCAACCCAGCUUCUUCGACAGGUUCAUCCGCUGGCUCUGCUAGUGCCGCCAGCGGCACCACACCCAGUGCCCUGGCCUGACCAGGCCCACCCCACCCAGCCUGUCCCUGGCCACGCCCCUCCCGGCCCGCCCCACGCGGCUCCAGCCCGUGGCCUCCCUCUGUGGGUCCUGCCCCCACCCCUUCCUGGUGCUCCCGGAGGCCCAUUGCCGUGUGGGCACCCCCUGUGCGGACUGAGCUGACAGCCCCUGCCUGGGUGCACACUCUGACCCCAAUAAAAGUUGAA
Messenger RNA from Sorex fumeus (smoky shrew), 3381 nucleotides. RefSeq names its product collagen type VI alpha 2 chain (gene COL6A2). The coding region runs from base 84 to 3140 and encodes 1018 amino acids. NCBI's taxonomy places the organism in Eukaryota, Metazoa, Chordata, Mammalia, Eulipotyphla, Soricidae. The record is from RefSeq and is a predicted model, not a curated record. The transcript is spliced from 28 exons.